UCGACUUGCUAUCACCAAUUGUAUGACACGUAUGACAACUCGUUCGGUCACAAAUAUCAGCCGAUACACAUUGUAGAGGCCGCAAAUCCCGCAGUACCUAGCAUGAAAGGCAACCUGAUCGUCUGCAGGCAAUGUUACAAUAUCAUCACCAGAUUCGUAGCCACCCAUAACUCGGAAAGCCACCCUGCUGACAAUCUCGUCUACGAACCCAUCCGCGAUCCGCUGCGUCCACCCAACAAUGAGGGACAGGUGAAUUAUGGUCCCACACUCGUCAGCUCUUCGCCCGAUUGACAACAUCGGAGCAGCAAGAAGUCUGGCGACGCCAUGUCAACCUGUUUCGACAUGCGCCUUUGCCCUUUGGGUCGAUAUGGUGCCCGCAAGCCACAUAUCAGCGCUCUGUGCCUGAUGGUGAGACCGUCGAAGUUCGAGAAAGGGCCCGCAUUUACGUCUCUACUGCGCUUGACAAGGAUGCUACCGACCAAUUUCAGCGACUUGUACAUGACUACAGUCGUAAGCAGUUUCCAAUCUGUGGCUACUGCCUCGGGUCCGCCGUUGACAAAGCUGGGCUAUAGCUUGCAGGGAGCGUCAGAGUACGCCUACAAAGUCUUCUGCGACCUCAUGGCGAGUAACGCGGGCACAGAUCAUACUGCAACGUACAAGGUCGAACCGAUCGUGAUGCUCAAACUCGAAGAGCGACGCUACCAGCCUCUCGGGCGCAGCAUCGAGAACCAGUUUCAUAAACUGGCAAUGUGGAUCGCAGACACCGUCGAGAGAGCUGCCGGACCCGUCUCUUGUCUGCGCGACGAUUGUACGGAAGAAGCGACCGCUGGAUGCCGGGCAGCUCUAUGCAGCGAGCAUUGAACUCGACGCGACCGUCAGGCUCUGGGCUAUAGAGUCGAUAGCGUCUGCCCAGCUUACUCAGAUAGCGCGCACUGAUCAUCUCCCAAGUCGUUCUCAGUGUAGAGCAUGCGUUCAGUCAGAGGCCAUC
Molecule: messenger RNA, 988 nt
Organism: Mixia osmundae IAM 14324
Lineage: Eukaryota; Fungi; Basidiomycota; Mixiomycetes; Mixiales; Mixiaceae
Exons: 1
Coding region: 325-861 (178 amino acids)
Source: RefSeq, a predicted model, not a curated record